CGGGAGAUAAGCGUCCGUGAGCAUCCGCGCACACGCGCACAUCGAGCGUGGCCACCUUACCACGAAGACGAUGAGCGUUGGUGUGCGUCUCGCCGAGAGUGCCGAAUGCACGAGGGAGAUAAUUCGCGAGUACGUAGCACUCGCACCACGAUAAACGUCACGUGUCCUAAUAGAGAGAUGUACGGAGUACACGGGAGUAUGAUCGCGGGGAUAACACUCGGAUGAGCGUUCGAUGCGACGAUAGUACACCCCAAGACGAUCGACGGACGACGCGCGCGGAGAAGAGAAACCGUGGGAGGCUCGAACGCGUAGCCAGCCGCGCCGCUCUCCUCCUCGAACCUACCCGCGUCCGCCUGACCCGAGAGGAAGACUUCAGUAAGCUCGGAGCUUUCGAUCGGUCCGCACGCCAUUCGACGUCCUCGCCGACCAUCGUGUCGCGUCCCGGCGCGAGACGCAGCCGUCACGCGAUUAGUGCUGCGUGAUCGUCCCGGACUCCCGGUUUCUGUCGAAUCCUUCCCGGGGUGUCGGGACGAGUCUCCUGAAAUUAGAAUGAAGAUCGAGUGGUGUCUCGAGCGGAUGCAAGUUGCGGAGGGUGUUUGCGAGCUGAUCUUGAAUCGUGACAUUAACAAGACGGGCUGAUUCUUCGAGGGGAUGAUGUCGUGAGUCGUUUGCCCCGUCGAGCUAAUCGAAGAGAUCUCCUCGACUUGUCGCUAGACGUCGAUUGCCAGCCAACCAGUGCGAAGAUCUAGAAGCCUCGUCUCUCUUGCGCGAGAAGUGGUUCUGUCGCGAGAAGGAGAAGGAUGAGGAAGACGAGUUCGCGAGGAAGAUGUACCGGUCGAUGCGGUUUCGAGCUGAUGAUCGCGCGUUGAUUCCGUUCCGCGCGAGAGAUCGGAGCGAUUCUACGAUAAAUAACUCGUGGGGAAGGCGCGGGGGAAGGGCUUUUCUAUUUGCGAGGCCGACGACGUGGGGACGAUCGAAGCCGCGUGCGGAGGAGGCGAUGAUCUCGCUCCCGGAAGCGACCGGAGAUCCUCCCGUUUAAAGCUCAUCGAUCACGCGUGAUCGCGACGAUCCUAUGGCUAUUUUGACGAGGAUGAUGAUAUAGAGGGGUUCUAAUCGGUCGAUCAGUUUAAUACGCUGAAAAGAGCAAAAUGAUAUAGCAAAGAAAUUAUAAUUAAUGCGAAAAAUAAUGCAAUGAAGUAAGAAAAGCACAAAUCGAUUGCGUCUGUCGUCGAGCGUGAAAACUUGCGAUGGCAAAAGCGACGCGAUAGAAGGACGAUGGAGAACACGCCGUGACGGAUAUAUCGAACGGCGACGAACUUGAACGUGAAAAAAAAUACGCGAGUCACGAGUAUGCGUCUGCGUGAUCGCGCGGCGACGUUUCGCAUCUCCGAAUUUCUCUAAACGGCGGUCGCACUUUCAUUCGACGAGCUUCCGUUCGGUCGAUCGCGAUUGAACGCUUUCGGAAGCACGUUGCGUUCGCGACGGAUGCGACGAGGAAAACGUAACAAACAAAUAGUCGACGUAAUAAACAGUCAUCUCUGACACACGCUUGCAAAGAAGGAUGUUGACGCAGUGACAAGGGUAUGUCUAAUAUCAAGAAAAAAUUAAAAAUAAAAAUGAAUAAAAUGUGCGACUCGUGUGUACUUUCGUACGUUCGAUGACGCUUAUUUUAAAGAUAAAUAGUGACGGAUUUCUCUGGGAAAGUGGUUGUAGUCUGAUGAAAUAAUGUCCCUUGGAUGGAUCCGUAAUUGUCGACGAAGGACUCCCGGUUGUACGUGAAGGGAGAGCUUUCACGUGCGAGAAACUACGAGUGACAUUUUGCAGGAGUGAUGGCUAUUUCGGGCCAGACACGCGGGUGUGCUGCAUUUAUAAGACGAUCCUCGCGAACGAUUUACCGCAGGUGAGCAAUGCAGGUGGCUGUGUUUGCGCUGAUCGAGUUGGCGUAUUUACUCUUGGUAGCGUAUACGAAUUUUCGGGACCCGCAAAGUUAACGACGGAAAAUGAUGAGAUGUGAAGCUUCUUCACUUUAGCACGGCUCUCGCGACAGACAUAACUAAACGUUCCUAUUACGCUCGAUGCAUAUAACAUUAAGCUCAAGGUGAUAUGGAAGCGGAAGACGAAGUGGAUGAUGAAUUGUCAGAGACUGCCGACACGGAAGCAAAUCAUAACAACAAUCUCGAAAAUUUCGAAACGAUGAAGAUCUCUACGAAACCGGUGUCCGAUAGGACGCCGGAGAAAAACGACUGUCCUUUAGUGCGCUCCUCCAAUCCUGAGCAAUUGGAAAACAUCGAUUCCAUCGAUGAUAGUCCCGGAAAAUUAAGAAUGUCUGCGCGACCAAAAUCAAAAAUAUCUCUAAGUACAAGUACAAAGACUGACAUGAAAGAGGUUGAGAUCGCUAAGCUGUGCAAAAGUAAGAAAGUCAGCUGUCAGGAUACUAUACACGAGUACGAUGAGGAUGACAACCUCACUAUGGAUAGAGUUGGAAGAUAUCUGGAGGCGAAUCCCGCUCUAGCCGAAACGUGGCUGCGGGAGAAAGCGAGCGUCCAACUUCGGCAACGAUUGCAGAAUACGUGUGCAAACAAUAGCAUGCAAACGAUAACACCAAGGGUCCCGCGAGUACAACAAGAGGAAAGUCUUCUCAAUCGUGGGAAACGCAACAGCGUUACAUCCGAUCUCUUUCAAACAUGGUUGGCCUCGAGCUCACCUGCGAAGCGCAGCAGGAGCCCCAAUAGGACUCAUAGCUCGCUGAUGGGUCGUCGCGAGGAACUUGGCAAGCUUGACGAGAGCGAUCUGUUCAUGGAGUUGAUAAGAGAUGUUGCAAACGAGCUGGAUAUAAACAUCCUAUGCCAUAAGAUCUUGGUGAAUGUCGGCCUACUUACUCAUGCCGAUCGCGGCAGUCUAUUUCUAGCGAAGGGACCUCUGGAAGAUCGGUAUCUCGUGGCAAAAUUGUUUGAUGUCAGGCAAGACACCGAGCUCGAGGAAGCCGUUCAACGGGCGAAGAACGAGGAGAUCAAAAUACCGUUCGGAGUCGGUAUCGCCGGUUACGUGGCGCAAACCAAAGAGAUUAUCAACAUCAAGGAUGCUUAUAAGGAUCCGAGAUUCAACAGCGCCAUCGACAUGCGCACCGGAUAUAAAACGACGUUGAUCCUAUCGAUGCCGAUCUGCAAUUAUGAAGGCGAUGUCAUCGGAGUCGCUCAAAUCAUCAAUAAGACAAACGGCAACAACGAAUUUACUGACAGAGAUGUCGAGGUGUUUCAAAGAUACCUCACGUUCUGCGGUAUCGGCAUACAAAACGCGCAAUUGUUCGAGCUGUCCGUGCAAGAAUACCGGCGCAAUCAAAUCCUCCUCAAUCUGGCGAGAAACAUAUUCGAGGAGCAGAACAAUCUUGAGUGUCUCGUUACAAAGAUCAUGACCGAAGCGAAGGAGCUCCUCAAAUGUGAGAGAUGUGCUGUUUAUUUGCUCGAUUUGGAUUGCGGUGAAGCAGGGCAUCUCGAGAAAAUCGUCGAGCGGCCCGGGAAAUCGGUGCAAGAGAGCAGAAAGCCGUUGUCGAGAAGAGAGAGCAACAAUAUCGACAUGGAGGACAUUUUUCAACAGCACACAUUGACCGAAGAUACAAAAUUCACUAUGGUCUUCGAGAUGGAAAACGAAACGCAGGAGGCUCGGAUCUAUCGGCCAAGCAACAACGACCUAUCGAGUCCUUUGGGACAAAUCGCGAGAUACGUCGCCGCUACAGGUCAAAUUCUCAAUAUUGGUGACGUCGCCACGUGGUUGAAGAAAGACGUAAUGGAGAGCAGAAGAAAACCUAUCAGGAGUAUCCUGUGCAUGCCGAUUGUUAACGGACAGAGGAUUGUCAUCGGAGUUGCUCAAUUGAUCAACAAGGAUAACGGUACGUCUUUCACCGACUCGGAUGUGUCGAUAUUCGAGGCAUUCGCCAUCUUCUGCGGCCUCGGCAUUCACAAUACGCAAAUGUACGAGUCCGCAUGCAAGCUGAUGGCGAAGCAAAAGGUGGCUCUCGAAUGUUUGAGUUAUCACGCGACCGCCAACAACGAAGAUGCUCUGCGACUCGUCUCCGACACCAUCCCCUCCGCGGAAACAUAUAAUCUUUACAGUUUCACGUUCAUUGAUUUCGAUCUCACCGACGAAGAUACGUGUCGCGCUACCAUUAGGAUGUUCAAACAGUGCGAUCUCAUACAGAAGUUUCAUAUACCUUACGACAUCCUGUGCAGAUGGAUACUCAGUGUAAAGAAAAAUUAUAGGCCAGUGAAGUAUCAUAAUUGGAGGCACGCGUUAAAUGUCGCGCAGACGAUGUUCGCGAUGCUGAAGACCGGUAAAAUGGAGCAAUUCAUGACCGAUCUGGAAAUUCUCGGUCUUCUGGUCGCCUGUCUCUGUCACGACCUGGACCAUCGCGGCACCAACAACGCAUUCCAAACGAAAACGGAAUCUCCAUUGGCGAUUCUGUACUCGACCAGCACGAUGGAACACCAUCACUUCGAUCAGUGUGUCAUGAUAUUAAAUUCCGACAGCAACAAUAUUUUUCAAAGUCUAUCGAUGGAGGAUUAUAGACGCGUGAUGAAGGUCGUGGAAAGCGCUAUCCUGUCGACCGAUCUAGCGAUGUACUUCAAAAAGAGGAAUCGUUUCAUGGAGGUGAUCGACGAAGGUGAAUUCGAUUGGCAGAGCGAAGAGAAAAAAGAACUGCUAUGUGGUAUGAUGAUGACAGCGUGCGACGUGAGCGCGAUAGCAAAGCCUUGGGAUGUGCAGCAUCGCGUGGCAAAGCUGGUAGCCGAUGAGUUUUUCGAUCAAGGCGAUCUAGAGCGUCUACAGCUCAACCAACAGCCGGUGGCGAUGAUGGAUCGCGAGAGACGGGACGAAUUACCACAGAUGCAGGUCGGUUUCAUCGACGUCAUUUGCCUGCCGCUCUACAAAGUCAUGUCGGAGACAUUCCCAUGGAUACUGCCACUCUACGAGGGUACCAUGGAGAAUCGAAAACAUUGGCAGGACUUGGCGGAAAAAGUCGAGAUGGGACUGACGUGGAUCGAUCGCGACACAAUCGAGGAACCGGUAGAAGAAUUCGUCUCUUAUGAACCUCGAGAUAUCGAAUUCACGGUUACAACGCUGAAUUGUGCUCACGCUGACAAGAAGGAACAAGUACCGGAGAAGUCGACACUCGGUAGAUUCGCUUCAUUGAGGAAGGGUGGACGUACGUUAAGCAAAGGAGUCCGACAUCGUAUCAGCAGGUCUCUCUACGCUAGAAGCAGUUCGGAGGACGCCGGCAAAUCGAAAGCGUUGCUCCCGGAAAGAAAGAAUCGGAACAAACUGUGCCUGCUUAUUUGACGGCUAACUUCAACAACGCUCGAGAGCAUUCCCGAAUGAUGUCAUAUUAAUAAGCGAUGAUUAUAUUUGGAAAUAAACAAAUAUUUCAAUGCGCAUUGCGGUUUCUAGAGAUCGUGGAAAAUAAAAUUUGCCGAUGCGAUUGUCUGGAAGCUAAACACAUUUUGAUGGAUGAACCCAUGACUGUCAUUAAAAAAAGAGCUUUAGGAUGAAUUUCUAAAAAAUUGCUCUUAAGAAAAUAACAUUAUUUGGUCUAAUGAAGUCAUCGAAUUACUCUCGAAAUUACUCUCAUGAAUAACUAAUGCCGGAAAAGUUAUUUAAAAAUAUUUUAGCUACUGUUGCAAUAGCGAAAUAUUUAUAGGAAAUGAAUCCUUUCCGAAAACUCUGAGGAAAAAAAGAACAUUGAUAUUUGUAGAAAUUGUCAUA
Camponotus floridanus (Florida carpenter ant) is the source of this 5754-nucleotide messenger RNA. RefSeq names its product cGMP-specific 3',5'-cyclic phosphodiesterase (gene Pde6). The record is from RefSeq and is a predicted model, not a curated record. The transcript is spliced from 13 exons. The coding region runs from base 2104 to 5331 and encodes 1075 amino acids. Gene Ontology annotation, molecular function: 3',5'-cyclic-nucleotide phosphodiesterase activity; protein binding. Gene Ontology annotation, biological process: signal transduction. Lineage: Eukaryota; Metazoa; Arthropoda; Insecta; Hymenoptera; Formicidae.